UUGGGUACUUCCGGCAGGUUUUUCUUUCCCCGGCUUCCCUCGUUCUGCUGGACCCGCAGUGCUGUUGUGACGCAUAGACCGGAGCCAGCAUCCCAAGUGAGAGCGGUAACAAGAACCCGCCAUGGCCCGAAAUCUACUCUGUGUUUUCUUCCUUCUUGGCAUAGCCGCCGUUUGGGCCUCAGACGUUCUGGAUCUUACAGACGACAACUUUGAAACCGUCGUACCGCAGCACAGCAUCCUGCUUGUCGAAUUCUUUGCGCCAUGGUGUGGACAUUGCAAGAAACUUGCACCUGAAUAUGAAAGUGCUGCCACAAGAUUAAAAGGAACACUGUCACUGGCCAAGGUUGAUUGUACUGCAAAUUCUAACACCUGUAACAAAUAUGGGGUCAGUGGAUACCCUACACUAAAAAUAUUUAGAAACGGAGAAGAAUCUGGUUCAUAUGAUGGUCCAAGAUCUGCUGAUGGCAUAGUCAGUACAAUGAAGAAACAGGCUGGGCCUGCAUCAGUUGAUCUCCGAUCUGUAGCGGAGUUUGAGAAAUACAUAGCAGAUAAGGAGGCUUCUGUGGUUGGUUUCUUCCGGGAACUGUAUGGCACAGCACACUCAGAGUUUAUGAAGGCUGCCAACAGUCUUAGAGAGAACUACAGAUUUGCUCAUACAGAUGAGAAUGAAUUGGUUGACAAGUAUGAUUCUAAUGGCGAGGGUAUAGUUUUGUUCCGUCCUCCACGUCUUGCAAACAAAUUUGAAGAUAUUUCUGUUGCUUUUCCUGCUGAUGAGAAAAUAACCAGCAGCAAAAUUAAGAAGUUUAUCCAAGAUAACAUUUUUGGCAUCUGUCCUCACAUGACUGCAGACAACAGAGAAUUGAUUCAAGGAAAGGACUUGCUUGUGGCCUAUUACGAUGUUGAUUAUGAUAAGAAUGCCAAGGGUUCCAACUACUGGAGAAACAGAGUUAUGAUGAUUGCGAAGAAGUUCCUGGAUGCUGGACACAAGUUAAAUUUUGCAAUUGCUAACCGUAAAGACUUUGGCCAUGAAGUUUCUGAAUUUGGUUUGGAUGCCAGUACCGGUGAAAUUCCUGUUGUUGGAAUUAAGAAUGCUAAAGGCGAGAAAUACACCAUGCAUGAAGAAUUUUCCCGUGAUGGAAAAGCUUUGGAACGAUUCCUUCAGGAUUACUUUGAUGGUAAACUAAAGAGAUACUUGAAAUCUGAGCCUAUUCCUGAAGAUAAUGAUGGCCCUGUCAAGGUUCUUGUUGCUGAAAACUUCGAUGACAUUGUAAAUGAUGAAAGUAAGGAUGUCUUGAUUGAGUUUUAUGCUCCCUGGUGUGGCCACUGCAAGAACUUGGAGCCUAAAUUCAAAGAGCUUGGAGAAAAGCUUGCUGAAGAUCCAAACAUUGUUAUUGCCAAGAUGGAUGCCACAGCCAACGAUGUGCCUUCGCCCUAUGAAGUUAGAGGAUUUCCUACCCUUUACUUUUCACCAGCUGGAAGUAAACAAAGUCCAAAGAAAUAUGAAGGAGGCAGAGAGGUCAGUGAUUUCCUCAGCUUCUUGAAGAAAGAGGCAACAAAUCCUCCAGUUGUAAAGGAAGAUGAAAAACCUAAGAAGAAAAAGCAGGAGUUGUAACCAAUCUGUUCAAUGCAGCGUUUUUAUAUCCACCAUAGAGAAUGAGCUGCAGGGUGGGACUCAUCUUGAAAAUAUUGGGAUCCAAAAGGGGCUAAAUGUUUUGGCGGACACAUUGUACAGCUGGAUUUCAAAAUAUUUUUUUUUUUAUUUUGAAGGGGGACAUGUCAAUUGAGAUUAGAUCGCUCUUAGAUGCACUGCUGGGAACAUACAAGGACUUAUAAAUGAUAUUUGGAUUGAGGGGCACCACUUUACCAUCUUGGUUGGGAGGGGGUUUGUUUCAUUUGAGAUUCUUUUUUUUUUUUUUUGUUUUGUACAUUUGGGAAAAAUAAACAAUUACCCCCUUCCUUUAA
Bombina bombina (fire-bellied toad) is the source of this 1962-nucleotide messenger RNA. It is a transcript of the gene PDIA3, whose product is annotated as protein disulfide isomerase family A member 3. Gene Ontology annotation, cellular component: endoplasmic reticulum; cell surface. The coding region runs from base 122 to 1612 and encodes 496 amino acids. Gene Ontology annotation, molecular function: protein disulfide isomerase activity. The record is from RefSeq and is a predicted model, not a curated record. The transcript has 13 exons. NCBI's taxonomy places the organism in Eukaryota, Metazoa, Chordata, Amphibia, Anura, Bombinatoridae. Gene Ontology annotation, biological process: protein folding; response to endoplasmic reticulum stress.